CCUGUUUCCAGAUUUUUCUCUUCAGAGAAAAAUACCCAAAAGUGCAACGAAAGCAAAGGAUUGUUCGCUUUCUUGCUUCUUUUUCUUUUCUCCUGUUGAUCGGCGACGGAGAAAAGAAUUUUAUUGAAAGAGAGAGAAAUAGGAAAGGAAGGGAAAAUUCCCAAAUUUUGAAAUUAGGGUUUUUCUCAUAGCUUCGUGUUAAUGGAGACGGAUAGCAUCGAGUGUGUCUCGUCGACGGGAAGCAUCGAGAACGAUGAGAUCCAUCAUCACGGGAACAGUCAUCAUCACCACAGCAACCAUCAAUUCUCGUCGGCGAAGUCUCAUGCCAACCACGGCGGAGCCGCCGGCUUGGCGACCAACAUCGUCGGCCCAACGGCGAUCGCUCCGGCGACGAGCGUCUACGAGCUCCUCGAAUGCCCCGUCUGCACCAAUUCGAUGUACCCACCAAUUCAUCAGUGCCAUAACGGGCACACGCUAUGCUCGACCUGUAAAGCAAGGGUUCACAAUCGGUGUCCCACAUGUAGACAAGAGCUCGGAGAUAUUAGAUGUUUAGCUCUGGAGAAAGUGGCAGAGUCACUCGAGCUGCCGUGCAAGUACUACAACCUCGGAUGCCCAGGGAUAUUUCCUUAUUACAGCAAACUAAAGCAUGAGUCUGGCUGUAACUUCAGACCUUAUAAUUGUCCAUAUGCUGGUUCGGAGUGUGCUGUAGUAGGGGACAUCCCUUUCCUCGUUGCCCAUCUGAGGGAUGACCACAAAGUCGACAUGCACACAGGUUGCACCUUCAACCAUCGGUAUGUCAAAGCCAAUCCACGCGAAGUGGAGAAUGCCACUUGGAUGCUAACCGUAUUCCAUUGCUUUGGACAAUACUUCUGCCUUCAUUUCGAGGCAUUCCUGAGAUUCAUGGGAGACGAGGUAGAAGCCCGAAACUACAGCUACAGCCUCGAAGUGGGAGGCAGUGGGCGAAAACUCAUAUGGGAAGGGACACCGAGAAGCGUAGGGGCCAGCCACAGGAAAGUCCGAGACAGUCAUGACGGUCUUGUAAUACAGAGAAACAUGGCGCUUUUCUUCUCCGGCGGAGACAGGAAAGAGCUGAAACUUAGGGUUACCGGAAGAAUCUGGAAGGAGCAACAGAAUCCGGACUCUGGGGUUUGCAUUCCAAACCUCAUGUAGCUGAAACUCCGAUUCAUCAUACUCUCUCUUGAAUCCCCUUUUUGUCAGUGUGAUUUCAAGUUUUUUGGAUUUGUAUGAUAGAAGAGAAGAUUCCUUCUCCCUCCCUCAUGUCUCUGAACUGCUACUACACUCUGUAGUCUUCUUUUUUCUGGGUGUGUAUCUAAUGAUUCAAUUAUUGAA
Tarenaya hassleriana is the source of this 1350-nucleotide messenger RNA. RefSeq names its product E3 ubiquitin-protein ligase SINAT4-like. NCBI's taxonomy places the organism in Eukaryota, Viridiplantae, Streptophyta, Magnoliopsida, Brassicales, Cleomaceae. Gene Ontology annotation, cellular component: cytoplasm. Gene Ontology annotation, molecular function: protein binding; ubiquitin protein ligase activity; zinc ion binding. The record is from RefSeq and is a predicted model, not a curated record. Gene Ontology annotation, biological process: multicellular organism development; ubiquitin-dependent protein catabolic process.